AUGUCAUCAAUUAUAAUACCUAAAGCUCGCCUAUUGUUAAAGAGUGGUAAAGAUGCAUUCUUAGAUCCUAAUAUUGGUUGGAAGACUACACAUUUUUGGGGUCCAGUUGCUAAUUGGAGUAUAGCAUUAGCUGGUAUUACUGAUCUUACUACUAAGGGUCCUGAAUAUAUAUCCUUACCAAUGACUGCUACAUUAUGUGUAUAUUCUGCUAUGUUUAUGAGGUUUGCAUGGAUGAUAAGACCUAGGAAUUAUCUAUUAUUCUCAUGUCAUGUAUUUAAUGAGGGAGUACAAUCGAUACAGCUGUAUAGACGUCUACAAUAUGAUAGACAACAACAACAACAACAACAAGAAGGACAACAACAAGAGAUAGUUUAUAAGGAUGAUAACAAGAAGAAUGGUAUAAUGUGUGCUGCUGCUGCUGUUGCUGGUGGUAUUGGUAUAGUUCCCCGUCUACAAGCACGUAUAACAGCUUUACCUAUGCCAUUGAAAUGUCGAGCAUUUCUUAAACAUCCAGCAGGACCAUUUACCAUAUUCUUCUGGGCACCAACAUGUAAAUGGGGUCUUAGUGCUGCUAAUCUAUUAGAUUAUAAGAGGCCAGUACAUUCAGUAAGUAUACCACAACAAUUAUCAUUACUAGCUACAGGUGCAAUAUGGUGUCGUUGGUCUUUUGUCAUUACUCCAAUAAAUAUUAAUCUGGCAAUGGUUAAUCUAGCCUUAGCCUCAUCUGCAGUAUAUAUGUUAGUACGAAAGUAUGUAUACGAUCCAUUCCCCACAUCACCUGGAGAAGAGAAGGAUGAUAAGUAAAGUUUAUGAGGACCACGUGAAGAAGGAGGAGAAGGAGAAGUCUGGAUGUAAAGAUAAUGCGUUAAGCCUUUGUGCUGCUACUCAUCAUUAUAUUUAUGCUAAUCUUGAUAACUGUUGUCUUAC
Molecule: messenger RNA, 927 nt
Organism: Perkinsus marinus ATCC 50983
Lineage: Eukaryota; Perkinsozoa; Perkinsida; Perkinsidae
Exons: 6
Coding region: 1-804 (267 amino acids)
Biological process (GO): pyruvate import into mitochondria
Cellular component (GO): mitochondrial inner membrane
Source: RefSeq, a predicted model, not a curated record